AGCCGCCGCCGUGUGUGUGCGGUGAGAAGGAAAAAAAGGAUGUGACCGGAGCAUUACGAAAAUGGGCGCCCGCGGUUGAUGUCGGUCGGUCGGUCGGAGCAGCAGCAGCUAUUAUCAAUUCAGUCGCCGCGUUCUUUGUACCACCGCCGCCGCCGCCGCCGCCGCCGCCGCUCCGGAAAGACCGCCGACGUACGUCUACGUACGCGGCCGCCGCGGUUAGUAGUCGGACGGCAGACAAUGGUGCGUUACGUCCGCCGCCGCCGCCGUUGAAUGUCGCGCGCGAUAUUAAUAUAAUAAUAUUAUUAUUAUUCUCUCGUCACCACCUCCGAGAAAGGGCCGUGCGCGCCAUCCACUAUUAAAUAUUAUUAUAUUGUAAUUGCUAGUCGUUUUUGAAAGAAAUAAAAUCGAAUCUACAUCGUCUUCGUGUUUUAAUACAUAGGUAUCUAAUUGCCCAUAAUUAAUUUAUUUCUACUAAAAUAAUAUUAGCCUUAUAACUAUAUUAUAAUAUUAUAUGGUCGGCGGUGUCUAAGUAGGUAGGGUAUCGUUGAAUUUUUUUGUCUCGUCGAAAUCCGGAUCCUCACCUCCGCCGCUAUGAUUGGCGUUGAGAAGAAAGACGACGGCGACCGUUCGGCUGUUUCAAUGGACCAAACGUUCACAGGCACCAUACGCAUAAAGCUCUGUGAGGCCUCUGGCCUGCGGCCCACUGACCUGCAGACACGUCUCAAGAACAUGUCAUUUCUAAAACCUGAGGACCCAUUGCUGGACGCAUACGUCAGCAUCGAUGUCGACGACAACAUACUGCUCCGGUCGUCCACUGUGCCCAAAACCUAUGAUCCUGUCUGGAACGAGUAUUUCACCCAAGACGUUCAUGACGCCAACCGACUGGGCUUGACAGUGUUCCAUGAUGCUGUUAUUGAAGACUUGUUUGUAGCCAAUUGUAAGCUGUCAUUCAGUGAACUCAUUCAACGUGAAAUAUCAGAGGAUCAAGAAUUCUGGGUGCAUUUAGAACCGCAAGGAAAGUUGCAUCUUCGAAUAGAUCUGAAAUGGAAUUCAAAAGAAAUAAAUUCAUCAGAUUUACCAGUUCGCCCAUUGGAAUUCAAAGAACGACAAGGCCUAUUGAACCGAAGACGUGGAGCCAUGAGGAGACGAGUACAUCAAGUGAACGGACAUAAGUUUAUGGCGACAUUCCUCAGGCAACCAACGUUUUGUUCACAUUGCAGAAAUUUCAUAUGGGGAUUUGGCAAACAAGGAUAUCAAUGUCAAGUUUGCACGUGUGUGGUCCACAAACGGUGUCAUAUGGAAGUGGUGACGAUCUGUCCAGGAUUCGGGAUGAAAGAGUUGAGUCAAGGAAACCAAUCUCAACGGUUCAGUGUCAAUGUUCCUCAUAGAUUCAAACCACAUACUUAUAAGAUAUUUACGUUUUGUGAUCAUUGUGGUUCGCUACUUUACGGAAUCUAUAGACAAGGACUACAAUGUGAAGUAUGUACUCUAAAUGUGCACAGGAGAUGUGUGAAAAACGUCGCGAAUAACUGUGGCAUUAAUCCUCGCGAAAUGGCAGAUACAUUACGAAGCUGUGGUUUGAAUGUCAGCAAAAAUGUUGACUGGCCUGGUGGAAAUGGUAGUUUUAGCAUCAGCAGUGUUUCAGGAAGUGGAAGUGGUUUGCACCGUGAUCUCAGUCAACAAUCUUCCACUACCUUAUUGAGCAUAAUGUCUGAUAAGCAUUCCUCACACGACAAACGAAGUAACGACAAAAUGUCUAAAAUGAAUCAAAGCAUGAGCUGUUUUAACUUAGGUAAUCGAAAAAUGAGUGUAACAGAUUUUACUUUCAUAAAAGUGUUGGGCAAAGGAAGUUUUGGCAAAGUGAUGUUGGCUGAAAAACGAGGAACUGAUGAAGUCUACGCUGUCAAAGUGUUGAAAAAAGACGUGAUUGUGCAGGACGAUGACGUUGAUUGCACCAUGACUGAGAAACGUAUUUUAGCUCUCGCGGCUAAACAUCCGUUUUUAACGGCUUUACAUUCUUCUUUUCAGACCAAGGAUCGGUUAUUUUUCGUCAUGGAAUAUGUGAACGGUGGCGAUCUGAUGUUUCAAAUACAAAGGGCUAGGAAGUUCGACGAGCUACGCGCUAGAUUUUACGCAGCAGAAGUGACACUUGCUUUGCAGUUCUUACAUCGGCACGGUGUAGUUUAUAGAGAUUUGAAGUUAGACAACAUAUUAUUGGACAACGAAGGCCACUGUAAGCUUGCUGAUUUUGGAAUGUGCAAAGAAGGAAUAAGUGACGGAGUAACUACUACCACAUUUUGUGGAACCCCUGAUUACAUAGCUCCUGAAAUUCUUCAAGAAUUAAAUUACGGAGCAAGUGUCGACUGGUGGGCCUUGGGUGUUCUUAUGUAUGAAAUGAUGGCUGGCCAACCGCCAUUUGAAGCUGACAAUGAAGAUGAUCUUUUUGAAUCUAUUUUGCACGAUGAUGUUCUUUAUCCUGUGUGGCUCAGUAAAGAAGCAGUUUCCAUUUUAAAAGGGUUCAUGACAAAAAACCGUAACAAGCGUCUUGGCUGUGUGGUGGCUGAUGGCUUAGAAUCAGCUAUAAGAAUCCAUUCAUUUUUUCGAGAUUUGGAUUGGGACGCCUUAGAAAACCGUCGUGUCAAACCGCCUUUCAAACCAAAAAUUAAAAAUAAAAAAGACGCGAUGAACUUCGAUGCUGAGUUCACUAAGGAAGAACCAGUAUUGACACCUGUGCCCGUGGAUGUAACUUUAUCUAUUAACCAAGAAGAAUUUCAAGGGUUCUCAUUUGUCAAUUUCGACUUCAAUCCAAGCAAAUUCAUCUCUUCUCAAUCUUCAGAUUCUUCUAAAUAAUAAUAAUCCUACAAAAUAAAACAUUUAAUUUUGCUGAAAACCGAUUCGAAGAGAAUUUUAACGAACAAUCUGCAAUAAACAAAAGUGAUUGUUAUGUGAUAUGCACAAGUCUACAUAUUGGUAUUAUUACUCACGAGUUGCCUCUAAUAUAGUAUAUAAAAAACUUCUAUUAAGAUUAUCACUCUAAUGUUUGUCUAGUCUAGGAUCAAUUAAGCGAAUCGAUCGAUCCUGCAAUAUUGAUUAGUUUAGCUAAAUCUAAAGUACCUAAUUUAUUAUUAAAGUAAAAUAUACCCGUGCUCGAAAUGAUCUAGAAUUCUAUCGUAAAUUAAACAGUAUUAUUUUGCAUUUUAUUAUAUAACCAAACUAGUCACUAUAUUAUUAUCGAUCGUAUAAUCACCCUCGAAUAUCACUCAAUUAUUUAAUAUGUAUAUAUGUUAAUUGAACGUUAAUUUACUGCGAAUUACGAUACUUAUUAUUUUUUACUACGCUAUGUAUUUUUGUUUAACAUUAUAAAUGUCUAUACAAAAUGACCAUCAAAUAUUCGUCAAUCUUAAUGACAUACAAUUCCGUGUGAUGUGACCGAAACUGAAUUCACAUAGUAACACAUAAGUAACGUGAAAUUCUAAUACUUACCUACGAAUUUGUUAUGAUCUAAUUAUUAUAAUAUAUUAUUAUAUAGUAACCAACGUCGGAACUUUCAAAUUAAUUUAUAAUUAUUUUGCUGCCUAAAACGCGUAAAUAGUCCAAUAAAAAAAACAUCGUGGAACUUUGGACGUAUUUAUAAAAUAUAUACAUACCCUUGAAUAAAAUAUAUAUAUACAUAUUAUAAAUAUUAUAUUAUUUUAUUUAUAUGUAUAUUAUAUAUUAUUAUUAUUUUUUAUAAAUAAUAAGUACGUCCCGAGGAUCUCAAAUGCUUUGAAAGCGGCUCGUCCAACAAUGGACUCAAAACUAAUGUAUUAUAAAUUAUAAUUUAAAAUUAGUCUCGGGUUACCUGUAUCGAACAACAAUCAUUUUUAGAUUUAAAUACAAACUCGAUUAAGUCAUAAUAUAAUAUAAUAUAUUAUAUAGAUUAUAGGUAUAUUAUUAUUAUAAAUUUUAUUGUAAACUAGUUUCGUUAAAAAAGAAAAAGGAAAAAAAAACUAUAACAAAUUUAUUUUUAAAAACAAUUGUAUUGUUUUUUUUUCUCAGAUUAGACAUAAAAGUGUGUUCAUUCAAGUGGCCUUUAAAUGUUUAAUUUUUAGUAAAGUACGCAAUAUAAUAUAACGAAGACACGGACCAUUUAGUAAAUAUAAAUAUAUCGAACAAACAUUACCUAUGUUUCAUGUGUUAAAAUAGGAUAUCAAAAUAAUUUAAAGGACAAUUUAUUGAAUGGCCAUACUCGUAGCCCGUACAUAAACAAUAAAAUAUAUAAUGUAGAAUAAUACGCUACAGACGUUCUUCUAUUUUAUUCUUUUUUUAAACGUGACCUGCAGCAGAACAGGGUCGUAUUGUGGAACGGUAUGUACAAUAUCGAAUCUGUUAUCUGUUUAUCCGCACUAAUUAAUAUUAUGUUUAAAUUAUUUGGUUUCUACGGCACUAGAACCGCGUAUAGGAAUAAUGAUAUGUAAUACGCGCAAACGAACGAUCGCUUCCGCUGCCGCCGACGAUACGGUACGAAAUAUUUCGCUUUCGGUCGAAAAUGGACACGUCUAGGUACCUGAAUAGUUUUCGUCUUGCAGUUGUCAUGUGUUAGGUACACAUCAUUGCACAGAAUAAUAUGUUCAAAAGACGUAAUAUUUUGCGACCGUUUCACGUUAUCCCGCUAAUAUUAUUAUACUAGGUGUAUCUGGAAGAUUUAUGACAUGUUUAAAUAAAUGUAAUUUUAGUGAAAAAUCCUCCAGGUACACCCGGCAUAGGGUAAAUAUAAUAAACGAGUUCCCAACGAUCAUGAAAUAUAAACGCAUACGAUUUUUCAACCCAACAACGCAAUAACGACGAUUCAAGUCUCCGUGUACAGUGUACACAUGCGAUAAUUACGUACUUGAUGGCGGAUGAUUGGUGCACUUAAUAAUAUUACCGUGUUAUUAUAAUAUUAUUCUCUGUGCGUUUCAGCUUCGGCUUUUCUGCCAUUUGUUAUUUUCGGUGUGUUUAUCUUAACGUUAAUAAACGCUUAUAAAACGUUAAUAUUCAAACACCCGCACUUCGUCAUCGACAUCGGUGCCACUUUUAGAAGACUUCUCAAACCAAUAACGCAUAUUAUGUUGACGAUUCCUAUAGGAAAACGAUUAAAAUCAGCAGAUUUUAAAUCUGAUCCAUUGGAAAUAUUUCGGUCGUUGUAUAGAUCAACUGGUGUGCCGCAAAUUCAUAUAUUACAUUUCGAUUGAUCCUCUACAAACGUAAUAUUAUAUUGAUUUUCAGUGGAAUUUGUGUGCGUAUUAGAAUUGUUAACCAAAAACCAUAUAUUACUCGUUUUUAUAUUACUUAUAAGUAUUUUAUAUCACAAUAUUAUAUUAUUGCUUACUCGACCGAUUAGCUUGUAAUAAUACCGUGUGGGAAACGUUUAAACGACGCAUUCGAUUCGAGAUUUUACUGUGUAAUUUGCGGUUAGAUUUUAAAACUGACAUUCGUAUUCUGCUAUGCCAGCAAUAUUGUGCCAACGAUACUUAAUGGAGAUUACCAGACUUGACACUAAUAAUACGGACGCGGCUUUUAUUUUUUCUUGUUAAUCGUCCGGGCUUUAGGAACAAAAUAAAGUAACCGUAUAUAACGACGAACUUUUAAACCGUUUGGUUUGUUCAGAUCAAACAUUCAUAUAGGUACAUGUAAACCGUACAUCUAAUACCUAGUUACGUGUUAGAUUCGAACGGAAAGCGAAUAUCCUAAAUAAUGCAAGACGUGUUGUUAUACUUUUACAAUAUUAUUAUACCCCACGAAUAAUAAAUAAUAAUAAUUUCGAACAACUAAGAAUUAUCUCAUCGACCCCUGUAAAUAUAAACACAUAAUAAACAUACACCGUCGAAGGAUUUUACGGAAACUUUAUAUUAUUACGAUAUAUUAUAUAAUCGAUACAUAUAUUAUAAUAUUACAUAUUAGGUACCUACUAUACACGAUUUAUAAAAUAUAAUAUAUAUACAUUGUAAAUUGUAAUGGCACUAAUAUAAAAUAUUAUGUAACUUCACGACGUGCAACCCUUCCACCGACACUGUUCUACAAUAUUUGAAACAUAAUAAUUAUAUAUUAAUACAAUAAUUUUGAUAUAGAUCUGCUUAGUUUUCGUUUACAACAGUAGAUUAACGUUAUUUUACAUACGGGUUCUAACGGAUCAUAUUUAUAUCUAUAAAUAACAUAUUUUAAAAAAAAUAUGUCUUUUUAACGUUUCCUAUUUAUAAUAUAAUAUUAUACUAUAUACGAUUAUCCUCAUAAAAGCAAUUUAAGAAUUAUGUACAAUUUAUAUAGACAUUUUUUUUUUUUUUUUUACAGCUAUUGAUAUAAAUAGGCUUAUCAAUAACGAUAAACGUGUUACUUAUAGGUGUUUUCAUAUUUUGGUCGGAGACCGUAGUUUAUAGCUUAAUUUUUUAAUGAUUUUGUUAAUUUGAAUUCUAUGAAAUCCGAACGACUUUACGAUGACGAUGACGACGUACCUAUUUUGGAAUAAUAAAAAAAUUAAAAAAAAAAAAAGAUAAAUAAAUAAAAUAUAUUAUUAUAAAAGCUAUUAGUGAUAAUAACUUAGGUUUAAUUAUAAAAAAAUUCUAAUAUAAUAUAUACCAUUAGUGAUUAAUUAUCUAUAUAUUUAUAUAUACAUAUAGAAAGGCGUAAAAAUAUGUCAACAUGACAUAUUAUAUUAUUUACUUUUAAUGUUCAAAACUGCGUCGUUUAUAGUAUAUAAUAUAAUAUUAUAUUAUUAUAUACUCGUAUUAUAUUAUGCACAAUUAUUUACGUUGUCCGAAUUGGAUAUAUUAUUAUUAUUAUUAUUAUUAUUAUUAUUAUUAUUAUUAUUAUCAUUACUAUAAUAGUGUUAGGAAAACAUACAACAAAGCAUUACAUUUUAUUAAUACGCAAUUAUCAUUAGUUAAAAUGAUUACCACUUAUAUAAAGAACAUUUAUGCACUUAAAUUUAUUAAUUAAUUAUAAUACUACGUUCAUUAUAUUAUGGGCUUGUCAAUUUUAUUUAUUUGUUUCAAUCUUCUUCUGGGUGCUGAAAACUUCCCAAUAUUUGUUAUUAUUACUUAUUAUUAUUUACGUUAACAAUGUUAAUUGUUCGUGGCUAUGAAAAGUUCACUGAUUAUUUUCCAAAAGUCUUUUUAUUUUAUUAUAUAGAUGUAGGUAGUGUAAUAUGUAAUAUUACUGUAUGGUUUUUAAUCAUUUUAAUAUUAUUAUAGUUUUUGUGUGAAAAUCACGUGUUCUAUUAAACUAUAUUUAUGUUUAAAUAAUUAAUUUUAUAAUACAUUGAUUGGAAUCAAAUAUAUACCUAGUUAUUUUUGUUAUUCUGUUUAACAAACUUUAAAAUCUCAUCCCAAAAGUUAAUUAUUUAACGUUUAUUAUUAUUAUUAUUAUUAUUACUCUAAAUCAAUGAUUAUAUGUAUAUCUCUAAAUAUUAUAUGCAAAACGACCUAGUCAUCACAUAUUUGUUAUCACCAAGGUACUUUUAGGAAUUAUUAUCAUUAUUAUUAUUAUUAUUAUUAUUAUUAUUAUUAUUAUUAUUAUUAUUAUUAUUUUUAUUAUUAUUUUUAUUAAUGAUCAUACCUCUAUCUUUGUUGUGUACGCAGUGUAGUUUUUUUUAGUUCAUGUUUUUUCUAUUCAGUAUUAUUAAUUAAGUUUAUGUAAUUUUAUUAUAUUUCUAUAUGUUUUAAUGAUUUUUCCUUUAUAUGAUUUAAAGCCGUUUGUUUUUAAAAUGUUUUUCGUUUCAUAACUAUUAUGUUAUAAUAAUGUAUUAUUUUUGAUGUUGUUGAAUUUGUUUUGAGUCAUUACAGUUACGUUAUAAUUUUGUGCCAAAAUGUGUGUUUAAAUUAAUAUUGUAUUUGAUCGGUAUUUAAUUUAAUAAUUUUUCAUUUAUGUCUAUUCCUUUAAUACCUCGCGCUUUUUAAAAUACUAAUAAUGAGUUAUACAAUUUAAAUUUUAUGUUAUUUAUUAAUAAAAACAAAUUAUAUUACUUUGAUAUGUUUUUAAAAAAAGAAAAAAUCAUGCUAUAGCUUACAGGAAAUUGUAAUUUUAAUAAUUAAUUUUAACAUUUUUUGUUGUUGUUUUUUUUUUUUUUUAAUAAAAUAUCAA
This is a messenger RNA of Metopolophium dirhodum (rose-grain aphid), 8097 nucleotides long. It is a transcript of the gene Pkc98E, whose product is annotated as protein kinase C. The transcript is spliced from 16 exons. Gene Ontology annotation, molecular function: diacylglycerol-dependent serine/threonine kinase activity; ATP binding. Gene Ontology annotation, biological process: protein phosphorylation. The coding region runs from base 592 to 2850 and encodes 752 amino acids. The record is from RefSeq and is a predicted model, not a curated record. Lineage: Eukaryota; Metazoa; Arthropoda; Insecta; Hemiptera; Aphididae.